UGAGCACCCUCUCUCGUCCUCCUAAAACCCUGAGACCCUGAGUGAGAAACCUCACCUCACCUCAACUCAACUCAAGCUCCGCCGAGUACACUCAACGUCAACUUAGUUUAAACUCGGCCGAUUCAUACGUGAUGCAAGUACUCUCGAACGCGUGUCGACUCAGUAGGGUCUUGAAACCCUCGAUUCUCCUAAGCUCGCCUGAGAUACAAAUCUUCAUUUCAUCUAACAAUUGUCCUCAACAAUGGCAACACCGCGACACUUUCUCUUCUUAUUCUCCCUGCUUAUCAGGGAUGAUUCAAGGAAAUCGUUUGCAAAUAUCAACAGACCUACGGAAUUCAAUGUUGACAUCGAGGGCUUACUUUUCAGCGGAGGUGAAAAGCAUUGAGUGCAAUCCCUCAGAGACUGUGAAGGAGCUAUACGAUAAGAUGCUCGAAUCUGUGAAAGUUAAACGAUCAAUGCCGCCAAAUGCUUGGUUGUGGUCUUUGAUUGAAAACUGUAAAAAUCAUGAUGAUAUCAAACUUCUAUUCUACAUUUUGGAGAACCUCCGCAGAUUUAGACUGUCGAAUCUUCGCAUUCAUUCCAAUUUUAAUUGCAAUCUUUGCCGGGAAGUUGCUAAGGCAUGUGUUCGUGUAGGAGCUAUUGAUUUUGGAAAGAAGGCUUUGUGGAAGCAUAACGUGUAUGGAUUGAGUCCUAGUGUUGCGUCUGCCCAUCAUUUACUGUCAUUUGCUAAAGAUCACAAGGAUGCUAAACUCAUGGUGGAAGUUAUGAAACUAUUGAAACGCAAUGAUUUACCAUUACAACCUGGAACAGCAGACAUUGUUUUCAGAAUUUGCUACGACACAGAUGAUUGGGACUUGAUCUCCAAGUAUUCUCAAAAAUUUAUCAACUCUGGAGUAAAGUUGCGACAAAAUACGUUCAACACUUGGAUGGAGUUUGCUGCCAAAAGAGGAGACACCGAGGCACUGUGGAAAAUCGAGAAGUUGAGAUCGGAGUCCAUGAAGCAGCACACUCUUAUGACUGGGUUUUCAUGUGCUAAGGGUCUUUUACUAGAUCGCAAGCCUGAGGAAGCUGCUGCUAUCAUUCAAGUUCUUAAUCAGACUUUAUCUGAUGCAAAGAAGUCGGGUAUUAUGGUUGAACUUCAGAAGCUGAUAAGUGACUGGCCUUUGGACGUUAUAAAGCAUCAAAAAGAGGAGGACAAGAAGGCAUUAGCUACUGCUUUAAAAUCUGAUAUUCCUGCCAUGGUUACCACUCUUUUAAAUGGAGGCUUAAAGAUGAGUGUAAAUUUAGAAGACCUGACAACGAAAGAAAGUAUUCUGGCUUAA
Messenger RNA from Pistacia vera, 1322 nucleotides. RefSeq lists its product as uncharacterized. The coding region runs from base 132 to 1322 and encodes 396 amino acids. The transcript has 11 exons. Gene Ontology annotation, molecular function: protein binding. The record is from RefSeq and is a predicted model, not a curated record. Lineage: Eukaryota; Viridiplantae; Streptophyta; Magnoliopsida; Sapindales; Anacardiaceae.